Messenger RNA from Pyrenophora tritici-repentis Pt-1C-BFP, 1052 nucleotides. RefSeq names its product secretory component protein shr3. Lineage: Eukaryota; Fungi; Ascomycota; Dothideomycetes; Pleosporales; Pleosporaceae. Gene Ontology annotation, biological process: endoplasmic reticulum to Golgi vesicle-mediated transport. The record is from RefSeq and is a predicted model, not a curated record. Gene Ontology annotation, cellular component: endoplasmic reticulum membrane.
ACUUUCUCUCUCUUCAACAUCUCCAUUGCUUGCGCAUACGUAACGAAUUUGCGCUCGAACAGACCACCGCAAAAUGACGCAAGGCGCAGCAAACAACUUUGCGCAAUUCAUGGUGGUGGGCCCAACAUGUUUUUUCCUCGGAAUCCUGUUCGCACAGCUUCCAUACGACUAUAAUGUCCUAUGGACCACACCUACAGAUCACGCAACCUACUUUGACAUUCUGGAAUCGCACAUCAAAUUCCUCUACGCCUCUCCGCCGAUCGUCUCGCGCAUCCUCAACUUAGUCAUUGGUACCGGCCUGCUCGGUUUCCUCAUUAAGCUCUUCAAGCUCAACCAGGCCAACAUGCUCUUCGACGGCGCAUCGCUCGUGCUCUAUAUGGCGGGCAUUACUGUGUACCUGACAAAUAUUGUCAAGGGUUUUAGAGUCGUGACAGCAGGCAUAUACGGUGACCUAGAAAAGGCCGCGCCGGGGGAGGUGACUGAAGAGGAUAUGGGUGACUACAUCUCAAGAGACGAUACGCUGAGGGUUUUCGCGGCGAGCAACACCAUCCUUUCGCUAGUGCUUGUGGGCGUCCUGGUGCUACAGGCAGGACAGUGGUAUGCUAAGAGGGCCGAAGAGAAGGAGAUUCAAGAGUUUGAGCGCUUGGCUGAGGAGAAGAAGGGUGCGGGAAAGAAGAAGCAGUAGAGCUAGGAAAUACUGCAACCAAGUAGGGCUUGUGGGUAGCCGUUUCCCCUUGGCCUAGGCUUAAGUAGGCUUACUAUCCAAUCUUGCUUCAUGGGUAAUGUUCGAGAUUUGGAAUGAGCUGGCAUGCUUGAUACACAUAUUAGCCCCUAUGGCAAAAGCACUGUAACCUCGCUGUACCUCGAUUUUUACGAGUUUGUGGUUGCGACUUUAUUGCCCACUAAUCUAUCUUUCCCCUGUUCAACAUGCGCUUCACGACAACGGCCCAAAAACCAGGGGGAAAUAAGAUGAUUCAGCGGUUUGCAGUCAGGUCGGGUAGUGCCUUUCUUUAAUCACAAUCAUAACAAAAUCCUCCUUCCUAGUCAUUGCA